UCCCUCGGCCUAGCCUAUGCGUUGUACACCAAGGAGAGUGUUACCAAUGCACUCCAGGUUCCCAGCGCAGACUAUGUGACGCUGCUGGGCAUCAUGUCCAAGAACGACUAUACCGAGAACAUUCCCGGCCUUGGAAUAGUUCGCAACCUGGAAAUCAUCCGCGCUCUUCCCUAGUCGCCCGAUAUCCGCCAGAUGCUCGAUGCUUACAGGUUCACGGCAGCCAUCAAAACCCAUGAGGAUAUCGACCAGACCCGAUUCAAGCCAUCGGAAGACAUCUUUUUGGGUCUCGAGGAGAAAGUGCUCCAAUCGCAGCCAGGAGAUGAGGCCGCCGAUGAGGACAUGCUCGGCUUUGAUUUUAACAUUGCAUCGCCGCAGUUCCGGCACUUUAAGGCGGAACGAUUUGCCGUCACUGCAUAUCAGCAUGCGAGUAGAAGUGCGGUUCCCUUCUACGUUGCGAGGAAAUCAAAGCGCAACCAGUUCCGGCCGAUCUUUUCUGACAAGAAAUCGAUCCUACCACGACAAUCGAUUGACUUCUCGACUGCCGUAUCUCACGAUCGCCUGCAGCCAAAAGCAAAGCCCCGCGUUAAGACUCAGAAGGCGGUCGCGAAAAAGAACAAGAAAAAGAGGAAGAAGGGGGCACUGCUGAGGAAGCGGAAAGGGGCGGGCUUCGCCAACCCAUCGAACCCAAGGCCCGCUUCUGCAACUGCAGCGGACCGCCGCCUCCGCAAGCUGCAUAUAACCAAGGCACUCACUGUGGGGAGUAUCCGGGCCAACAUAAAGCGAAUGGAUCGGAUAUCGGCUGCAGAAAGCAAGCUCCUUUCAGACAGGCUACGUUCAGCGGUUGCGAUCCUUAACGCGAUCUAGAUGCAUAUGUACGAGGUCAUUGCACUGGAUAUCGCGCGGCUUGUUCGUUCCAAAAACAUAGCGACAGAUGUAUCACAGCGGACGGAGGACAUGCAGACAUUAUCAACAGCAAGGCCUUCUACUUUGCACUCAACACACUCUUGUGCAGUGGUCAAGAAGGACGAGGUUCCCAGGCUGUUCGAGUAUCGAUUGCCCCUGCGCUCAGAAUAAGCACUCGAAAUACGCCGUUGGUCCCUGCUGCCCCGCAACCGCAAGCACAAGCACAAGCACAAGCACAAGCACAAGCACAAGCACAAGCACAAGCACAAGCACAAG
Messenger RNA from Gamsiella multidivaricata, 1179 nucleotides. RefSeq lists its product as uncharacterized. NCBI's taxonomy places the organism in Eukaryota, Fungi, Mortierellomycota, Mortierellomycetes, Mortierellales, Mortierellaceae. The coding region runs from base 193 to 864 and encodes 223 amino acids. The record is from RefSeq and is a predicted model, not a curated record. The transcript is spliced from 2 exons.